Helianthus annuus (common sunflower) is the source of this 1135-nucleotide messenger RNA. Its product is annotated as rho GDP-dissociation inhibitor 1. The transcript is spliced from 5 exons. The record is from RefSeq and is a predicted model, not a curated record. Gene Ontology annotation, biological process: Rho protein signal transduction. Gene Ontology annotation, cellular component: cytoplasm; cytosol; membrane. The coding region runs from base 227 to 949 and encodes 240 amino acids. Lineage: Eukaryota; Viridiplantae; Streptophyta; Magnoliopsida; Asterales; Asteraceae. Gene Ontology annotation, molecular function: Rho GDP-dissociation inhibitor activity; protein binding.
CGGAGACAUACGACCGAGCGACCGCACUUAUUUUAAGGCAAAGAAAAGCAAUUUGACAGACAUUCAAACAAAUAUUUGAUACUGACUACUGUUAACAGUGUCUAUAUCAAAAACCCAAAAAGGAAACAAAGAGAAAAAAAAAAGGGUUUAUUUGAUUUUGAUUUCUUGAAACAAGGGUUUCAUUCUCUGUAAAUCUUCUUCGCAUACUGUCUGCAGAAUAACACAAAUGGAAGGUGGUAAGGGAGCAGAAGCAGGAACUUCAUCUGGGUCUUCCUCAGUUGUUAAUGGAGAUUUGAAGAACAAACAAGCAGAGGAAAUUGCUGAAAACUUGUCAAAGAUUAGGGUUCUUGAUAAUGACCAUGAUGAUGAUGAUGUUGAUGUUGAUGAUGAUGAGCAACAUCAAGAGGGUUUCUCUAAGUUUGUUCCUGGUCCUCUUCUUCCUCUUAAGGAGCAGCUUGACAAGGAUAAGGAUGAUGAAAGUUUAAGGAGGUGGAAAGAGAAGCUGCUUGGUUGUGUUGAAGGCGAUUUGAACGGGGAAAAGGAUCCCGAAGUGAAAUUCCUCUCAAUAGGAGUGAUAUCAAAAGAUGUUGGGGAGAUCACGUGUCCAUUGCCGGUCAAAGAAAGUCAAAGUGGUCGCCCUCUCUUUACACUCAGGGAAGGAGUUCCGUAUAGGCUUAAGCUAACAUUCACUGUUCUCCACAACAUUGUUUCUGGUCUCACGUGCAUCAAUACCGCGUGGAAAGGAGGAAUCCAAGUGGAUCGAAUCAAAAGUAUGUUGGGUACAUUUGCUCCCCAAAAGGAUGCAUACGUCGAAAUGUUAGACGAAGAGACCACGCCAAGUGGCAUUCUUGCAAGAGGAAUAUACACAGCAAAAUUGAGGUUUGAAGAUGAUGAUAAGAGGUGUCAUUUGGAGCUUGAUUAUUCUUUUGAGAUCAAGAAGAAAAGCUGAUAUUCAUGUGGGAAAUUUGAUCCUUCAUGUCUAAACAUGAUUUCCACUCCCAGUUUUUAACCUUUUAUUACUUAAAGAUGUUCGGUUUCGAGUAGAAUCUUUUGCUCAAUUCUAAACAAGACUGCUAUAUCAACUUGUACUUUGUUCAAUGUAAGUUGUACUUUGUGGAUUUCGUCGUUUGAAAAA